CGGCCCCGUUCUGCCCGACCGGCAAUUAUGUCAUGAGCUGUCGUCAGAGAAGGUUUAGUAAAUUUUCUGCACGCUUCCAAAGUUGAAAGUGAGAGUGAAGUAGUUUUUUCCGCUUUUCGGCCCGCGGAUAAACCUAGAUAAAGUGAAAUCCCCCCACCCGGAAAGUGUUUUUCGUCCCCAGAUUGUGAAGGGAAAAGUGAACCACCCGUGUGAAAUCAGUUUGAAGUGUUGUGCGAGUAUUUUUUUUUUCUAGAAAUAUUUUUGACUUUCGUAUCAUGGCCUCAUCGUCCAGCUCGACACCGGCAGUUAACCAAGCGAAGCAACAUCCGUCGCGCCAGCGCAGUCCGUUUACCCAGGCAAAACCCGAAUCCAAGCUGAAUGUGGCCGCUGCGCCGUUUGUCUACUCGCGAACUUCCAGUUCAGCGGGGAAUCUUCGCCACGGUGACAGCAUGCCGGAAAUAGGCUACAUUGGGCCGACUCAGCUACCGGUCAAUAGCCGCAUCUGGAGCAGCAUUUCAACCUACCCCUUGGAGCAAGCGCCGGCCGUUCGAAGCACCACACCGAGUCAACUUUUCCAGUAUUACCAGCAGCAACAACAACAGCAAAAUUACCAGCAAUUACAGCAGCAUCAACUGAAGCGCCAGUAUGCGUCAUCACCGCACUUGUCCUACGAACCGGUGCGCCAAUUCGGACCAGUGGUGCUUCCCAACGGUGUCAUUCAGUUGCGAAUGCGCGACGCCGUGGUCAUCGAGAUGACAAUUGACCGUUCGAUCAAGCUGGUGAACAAUCAGGAGCGCAUCACGAUGGCCCUGUCCAGCACGGGAACUUCGGCGGCGCUGAACCAUCCGAACGGGAUCGUUUUCCAGAACGGUUCCCGUGUGGACAUCGUGGCGUACGACGGAAGACGGAAGAAUUCGUAUGUUCGCUACGCAAAAAUGUGGCAGAAGGGAAUCAGUCUCACCAGCGAGGGAUGUGCUCUGAUUUACCUUGUUGAUGCAGCCGGCACCCGUACCACUUCCGACAUGAUCAACAUUGAUUUGAACACUGAUUACAUCAGCCCGGUGUUCUACAACGGCACCCGCAUCGGAACCCAAUUCUAUCCGGAAGCCAAUCAGAUUGCUCAGAGUGCAAACUUUUGGCUCAACGAUGACGGGACGGAGAUCUUCCACCUGAACGGGUAUCGCAUCCAGCAGACGAUGGACGGAUUAGUGAAGGUGGCGCGCAUGAACAACCGCUGCAACCUCCGUACAAGCCCGACUAAUGGCUCCGCCACUAUUACCACACCUUACAUCCACUGCACGGCUUCGAUGGGACAAACGUCGCAUCUUUUCGUACGCCGUGAAGAACGUCGCAUGCACUUCGAUGGCACUUCGUUUGUCGUUCGCAACGCGGGACAUUCAGCCGGAUUUGAUGAAGGGAACCGACUGCGGGUAUACUGAAAGGCAGCAGGAGCCGGUUAUACGACUUAACGUUUUCCUUGGGAAAAUGAACUUUGCCUCCCAUUCCCCCCGGUUCAUUUUCAAAUUAAUGAAGAAAAGCACCCGUCAGAAGGAGAUGUCUCCUGUGAGCGCGAGCAGAAUAGGGCGCCCAUUGGAAGCCCUUACACACGAGCCCUUCUUGCAUGUUUAUCUCUCUAGAUCGGUAUAUAUUUAGUCCUUAUUGUACUCAAGAAGUCUUUGCAUCGUAACUACACCAUUUAUCUUGCUUCCCGUCGUUUCUCUUCGGCGGUUUGGACCCCAGACACUGGCAGGAUGUGAACUCCUCUGUACGUGUGUUCUGCACUCUGCAUGCGGGUACCGAACGGAAGAGAUGCAAAUUGUAUUAAAUUAAACCUAAAUUUACAUACGUCGUAAAUAGAGAAUAACACAGGAUGCUACCAGACACAAAGUACAA
Aedes aegypti (yellow fever mosquito) is the source of this 1893-nucleotide messenger RNA. RefSeq lists its product as uncharacterized. The coding region runs from base 276 to 1439 and encodes 387 amino acids. Lineage: Eukaryota; Metazoa; Arthropoda; Insecta; Diptera; Culicidae. The transcript has 6 exons. The record is from RefSeq and is a predicted model, not a curated record.